GGAACACAGACUGCGUGUUUCGCCGAAGCCCAACCCCUCUUCAAAACACUUAUCACGCGCUCUGCUCCCUCCCGAUACAAAACACAGACACACACACUCUUAAUUUCUCUCGCUAAACCCACGAAUCCAUACUCCCAUUCGCUUUCUCCGUGAUCAUUUUCCGGCGAGAUCUCUGAUACUCCGUCGGAAAAUCCUGAUCGGAUCCGCUAUCUCUGAACUGCGAUUCACUUAGCGAUUUCGAAAGAUCCGAUUAGAUAUGGCUCCAGUUUCGGCUCUUGCGAAGUACAAGCUCGUCUUCUUAGGAGAUCAAUCUGUCGGCAAAACCAGUAUUAUCACGCGAUUCAUGUAUGAUAAAUUCGACAACACUUAUCAGGCUACAAUUGGUAUUGACUUCCUGUCUAAGACUAUGUACCUUGAAGAUCGUACAGUACGAUUGCAACUAUGGGAUACUGCAGGUCAAGAGAGAUUUAGGAGUCUCAUACCAAGCUAUAUCAGGGACUCCUCUGUUGCUGUCAUUGUGUUUGAUGUUGCAAGCAGGCAGUCCUUCUUAAAUACUUCAAAGUGGAUUGAGGAGGUUCGAACUGAGAGGGGCAGCGAUGUUAUUAUUGUCCUUGUUGGUAACAAAACUGAUCUAGUUGACAAAAGGCAAGUUUCAAUCGAGGAAGGAGAAGCAAAAGCUCGUGAACUAAAUGUGAUGUUCAUUGAAACCAGUGCAAAGGCCGGCUUCAAUAUUAAACCUCUUUUUAGAAAAAUCGCAGCAGCAUUGCCAGGAAUGGAAACACUGUCUUCAGCUAAGCAAGAAGACAUGGUUGAUGUCAACCUCAAGUCAAGCAACCCAAAUGCGUCCCAAUCACAACCACAGUCAGGAGGAUGUGCUUGUUAAUUUUAUGGUUUGCAAUUCUAUAGCUUUCAACACAAGUUCUUAAAUUUUGUUUUCCAUAACAAAUGUGUCUGUAAAUUUCUUUCGACUUUCGAAACAUUUGAAUACUUUGAGUUUUGUUAUUUGUUAAAGUUGGAUACAAGAGGUUGUCGUCCUAGUUGAGUAAGACCUAGCAUGUGUCACUUAUUUGUAUUAGUCUCUAGACCUAUGCAAUUUAGCAGUUCUCCUUUUGGGGAACAACUCUUCUAAGUGCAUACUAUCAGUUGAUUCAUUGUGGUUAUUUAAUAGGAAAUUUUGGUUGGACGUGCUUGA
Messenger RNA from Nicotiana attenuata, 1192 nucleotides. RefSeq names its product ras-related protein RABH1b-like. The coding region runs from base 257 to 883 and encodes 208 amino acids. Gene Ontology annotation, molecular function: GTP binding; GTPase activity. NCBI's taxonomy places the organism in Eukaryota, Viridiplantae, Streptophyta, Magnoliopsida, Solanales, Solanaceae. The transcript is spliced from 6 exons. The record is from RefSeq and is a predicted model, not a curated record.